This is a messenger RNA of Anopheles funestus (African malaria mosquito), 578 nucleotides long. RefSeq names its product larval cuticle protein 65Ag1-like. Gene Ontology annotation, molecular function: structural constituent of chitin-based larval cuticle. The record is from RefSeq and is a predicted model, not a curated record. The transcript is spliced from 3 exons. NCBI's taxonomy places the organism in Eukaryota, Metazoa, Arthropoda, Insecta, Diptera, Culicidae. Gene Ontology annotation, cellular component: chitin-based extracellular matrix. The coding region runs from base 84 to 467 and encodes 127 amino acids.
CGUAGAUGUGCACAGUGCUUUGCUUUGUUUCCUACAUUUACACUCUGCGUAAGGUAAUUUUACGCCAACGAUAGAAAACCAAAAUGCGCGUGUUUUCAGCGUUUCUUGUGGUAUUUAUGGUGUGUGCUUCAUUAAUUACCGGUGCUCCAACCGGAGAAGAAAACAGCGACCUGCUAAGCUAUGAAAAUGUGCAAACCGAGAAUGGAUAUCGGUUUUCCUACGAAACUAAGGAUGGCCAAGCACGUGAAGAAGUUGGUACAAUCGAUCCCAGUACGGGCGUAAUGACUGUAACCGGGUGGUAUAGCUACCGUACACCAGAUGGCGCUACGCACCGUGUGGAUUUCAUUGCGGAUGAAAAUGGCUAUCGAACCGUGGAGGAACCUGGUUUUGCCGUUCCAGAAGUCGAGACGGCAGUUGUCGCUGCAGCACCUAUUAAUAAUGCUUUAUUGCUGUCGCUCGUUGGCUAAGUCUAGGGUAUAUAGAAGUAUUUCGUUAAUUGCCGUACAGUUUUCUACAACAAGCUAAACGAAUACAUGUUUGUAAUCAUUUUGAACUUCAAACAGCACAAAUACUUCAGA